This is a messenger RNA of Gymnogyps californianus (California condor), 1152 nucleotides long. RefSeq names its product golgi phosphoprotein 3 like (gene GOLPH3L). Gene Ontology annotation, biological process: Golgi organization; Golgi vesicle budding; retrograde vesicle-mediated transport, Golgi to endoplasmic reticulum. Gene Ontology annotation, molecular function: phosphatidylinositol-4-phosphate binding. Gene Ontology annotation, cellular component: trans-Golgi network; cytosol; Golgi cisterna. The record is from RefSeq and is a predicted model, not a curated record. NCBI's taxonomy places the organism in Eukaryota, Metazoa, Chordata, Aves, Accipitriformes, Cathartidae. The transcript is spliced from 5 exons. Bases 163 to 1020 code for a protein of 285 amino acids.
CCCCCCGCUUGCUGGUUUUGCACAUUUCGCAGGGAAAAAGUUGUGGGAUCUCGUUAGUGCUGCGUGGGGUGUAGGGUGCUCGUGGGAGUUUGGGGUUGGCAGCCUGCUAGUGCGAACCUGAAUGUGCAGCUCGUUAACCUCCGUGAAGAGCCGGAGGGGGAGAUGACGACACUAACGCACCGAGGACGGCGUGCUGAGGCGGGAAGGAACUCGGACAAGAAGCCUGACAGUGAGGAAGAUGCAGCUGCAGAGAGAGACCUGAAUGAUGAUGAUGCUUACGACUCCAAAGAUAUCCGCCUCACGCUCAUGGAGGAGGUGCUGCUCCUGGGGCUGAAGGACAAGGAGGGCUACACCUCCUUCUGGAAUGACUGCAUCUCUUCAGGCCUGCGGGGCGGCAUCCUCAUCGAGCUGGCUCUGCGCGGCCGGAUCCGCCUGGAGCCGCUCUCCAUCAGGAAGAAGAGGCUGCUGGAGAGGAAGGUGCUCUUGAAGUCGGACGCGCCGACUGGUGACGUCUUGCUGGAUGAGACCCUCCGACACAUCAAGGCCACAGAGUCUGCAGAAACGGUGCAGACCUGGAUAGAGCUGCUCACUGGGGAGACCUGGAACCCCUUCAAGCUGCAGUACCAGCUGAGGAACGUGCGCGAGCGCAUCGCCAAGGCGCUGGUGGAGAAGGGCAUCCUCACCACAGAGAAGCAGAACUUCCUGCUCUUUGACAUGACCACCCACCCUGUCAGCAACGCCACCGAGAAGCAGCGCUUGGUGAAGAAGCUCCAGGAGAGCAUGCUGGAGCGGUGGGUGAACGACCCUCACCGCAUGGACCGCAGGACUCUGGCUCUCCUGGUGCUGGCCCACUCCUCAGACGUGCUGGAGAACGUUUUCGCCAGCCUGGCAGAUGACAAGUACGAUGUGGCAAUGAACAGGACCAAGGACCUCCUUGAUAUGGACCCCGAGGUGGAAGCUGCCAAAGCCAGGGGCGCAGAGAUGAUCUGGGCCGUCCUGGCAGCCUUCAAUAAGUCCUAAAAAGCCCCCGAACCCCCCAAAGCAGGUGGGGGAGCCUCACCCCCUCGAUGCGAGGCCAGGGCUAUUUGGGCACGGAGUUCCUGCAGCAGCGGGUGGGCUCAGGUCAGGGGGACCGGGAGGUUUUGCUCUCCC